This is a messenger RNA of Fonticula alba, 1036 nucleotides long. RefSeq names its product inorganic pyrophosphatase. The transcript has 5 exons. Gene Ontology annotation, biological process: phosphate-containing compound metabolic process. Lineage: Eukaryota; Rotosphaerida; Fonticulaceae. The record is from RefSeq and is a predicted model, not a curated record. Gene Ontology annotation, cellular component: cytoplasm. The coding region runs from base 86 to 1000 and encodes 304 amino acids. Gene Ontology annotation, molecular function: magnesium ion binding; inorganic diphosphate phosphatase activity.
UGCCCGUCCGCGCACCGUCCUCUCCCCCCCCCUCGUUUGUUGUGUUUGUCUUUCCUCCACUCAUCCAAGGACCCCUCUCGCCACAAUGACCGGUGUUCUCGCCAAGGACAUCAAGAUCCACUCUGUCGGUGCUCUGCACACCAGCGACUACAAGGCCUACUUCGCCACCGAGAAGGGCAUCAUCUCUCCCUUCCAUGACAUUGCCCUCCUGCCCGAGGGUGUCACCUCCAUCGACCAGGGUAUCUACCAGAUGGUCAACGAGAUCCCCCGCUGGACCAACGCCAAGCUCGAGAUCACCAAGGACUUCGACCUGAACCCCAUCGUCCAGGACAGCAAGAAGGGCAAGCUCCGCUACGUCCCCAACUGCUUCCCCCACAAGGGCUACAUCUGGAACUAUGGCGCCCUUCCCCAGACCUGGGAGAACCCCACCAUCGUCGACGAGUCCACCGAGUGCCUUGGUGACAACGACCCCGUCGAUGUGUGCGAGAUCGGCUCCGUCAUCCACCCCACCGGUGCCGUCCGCACUGUCAAGCUUCUCGGCUGCCUGGCCCUCAUCGAUGAGGGCGAGACCGACUGGAAGCUGAUCGUCAUUGACACCGCCGACCCGCUGGCCGACAAGAUGAACGACAUCGAGGAUGUGGAGACCCACAUGCCCGGCCUCCUGAAGGCCACCGAGGAGUGGUUCCGCAUCUACAAGAUGCCCGACGGCAAGCCCGAGAACUCCUUCGCCUUCAACGGCGAGACCAAGAACCGCGCUUUCGCCAUCGAGGUCGUCAAGGCCACUCACCAGCACUGGCUUGAGCUGAUCAACGGCAAGGUCCCCCACAAGACCGAGAAGUACUCCGUCACUGUUGCCACCACCACUGUCGCCGACAGCCCCUACUACGUUGCCUUCGACUCCGAGACCGUCAAGUCCAUCCCGGCCGCCGACAACCUGGCCCCCGCCGUCGACCAGAUCCCCGCCUCCGUGGACGUCUGGCACUACGUCAGCACUCUGUAAAUGGUGUGGUGUGGUGUGCGUGUGCGUGUGCGUGUG